Messenger RNA from Balaenoptera acutorostrata (minke whale), 2642 nucleotides. It is a transcript of the gene TYSND1, whose product is annotated as trypsin like peroxisomal matrix peptidase 1. Gene Ontology annotation, cellular component: peroxisome. Gene Ontology annotation, biological process: protein processing; regulation of fatty acid beta-oxidation. Bases 157 to 1668 code for a protein of 503 amino acids. Gene Ontology annotation, molecular function: serine-type endopeptidase activity. The transcript is spliced from 4 exons. NCBI's taxonomy places the organism in Eukaryota, Metazoa, Chordata, Mammalia, Artiodactyla, Balaenopteridae. The record is from RefSeq and is a predicted model, not a curated record.
UUAGCCAAUCCGGCCGGAAGAGGAAGACCUGGGAUAGUGCCUGCGCCUCUCGCUGCCAGCUUUGGGUGGCGCUACGUGGGGUCAGCUGGUGCCGGCCGCGGUCCUUGCUCGCUCGCUUGUUCCACGGGAAGCCCCUGGUGUGCCGUCCCCGAGGCCAUGGGGCGGCAGUGGGGGCCAGUCAUGAGGGCGGCCGAGCAGGCGGGCUGCGUGGUGAGCGCCACCCGGGCCGGGCAGCCCGAGGCGGGCUCGUGGAGCUGCAGCGGGGUGAUCCUGAGCCGCCGCCUGGGCCUGGUGCUGUGCCACGGGGGCAUCUUCACCCCCUUCCUGAGGGCCGGCAGCGGGGCGCUGACCGCGGCCGGCGCCGCCUUCCUGCCCGGCGACAGUUGCGGCGACGACCUGCGCCUGCACGUGCAGUGGGGCCCAACGGCCGCGAGUCCGGCAGGCCGCGCGGAGCGGGGCCGCCCGGGGCUGUGCACGCCCCAGUGCGCCGGCCUGGAGCCCGGCCCGCCCGCCCGGUUCCGCGGGCGGCUGCUGCAGCCCCCGCGCCCCGCCGAGCUGCUGCUGCUGUUGAGCUGCCCGGCCUUCCGGGGCCACUUCGCGCGCCUCUUCGGCGGCGAGACGGCCAAGCAGUGGAGCUUCGCGAGCGCCGCACCGGACGACGAGGUGUCGGAGGAGGAGGAGGAAGACCAGCUGAGAGCGCUGGGCUGGUUCGCUCUGCUGCGCGUGCGGCCGGACCCGGAGAAGGAGGCGGAGGCGGAGGAGCGCGGACCGGUAUUGGCCGUGGCGCCUCUCGGGGCUGUGCCCAAGGGUGAGCCGCUGCUGGCCUGCGGCUCCCCGUUCGGGGCCUUUUGCCCCGACAUCUUUCUCAACACGCUCAGCUGCGGCGUGCUCAGCAACUCGGCCGGCCCGCUGCUGCUCACCGACGCGCGCUGCCUGCCAGGCACCGAGGGCGGCGGCGUGUUCGAGGCGCGGCCCGCGGGGGCGCUGGUGGCGCUGGUGGCGGCGCCCCUCUGCUGGAAGGCCCGCGAGUGGGUGGGCCUCACGCUGCUCUGCGCCGCCGCCCCUCUCCUCUGCGCCGCCCGAGCGGCCCUCUGCCGCCUGCACCCCGGCGCCGCCUCCCUGGCCGCCUUCCUACCGCAUGAGAUGGGCGCCCCGUGGGGCCUGCCUCUCCGAGACCCCGGACCCCCCUGGGCAGCUGCGGCCGUGCUGGUGGAGUGCGGUUCCGUUUGGGGCUCCGGAGUGGCCGUGGCACCCCGCCUCGUGGUGACCUGCCGGCAUGUGGCCCCUCGGGAGGCGGCCAAGGUCCUGGUGCGCUCCACCACCCCCAAGAGUGCCGUCAUCUGGGGACAUGUGGUAUUUGCCACCCAGGAGACAUCUCCCUAUGAUAUAGCAGUGGUGAGCCUGGAGGAGGACCUAGAUGGUGUCCCUGUACCUGUGCCCGCUGAGCGUUUCCAUGAAGGCGAGGCUGUCAGUGUGGUGGGCUUCGGUGUCUUUGGCCAGGCCUGCGGGCCCUCGGUGACCUCAGGCAUCCUGUCAGCUGUGGUGCAGGUGGAUGACACACCAGUGAUGCUUCAGACCACGUGUGCUGUGCAUGGUGGCUCCAGUGGGGGACCUCUCUUCUCCACCUGCUCCGGGGACCUCCUGGAAUUCCUAACCACACCCCUGUGAGAAACGAGUUUACCAGCUAGAGAACAGUGUUUGAGCAUGUACAGUUCUUUUUAUCUUUAGCCUUAAAGUGUCCAGUCAAAACGCUCUUUUCCAAAGUUUCUUAAAUUAGCUCCUUCCCCUUCCCCUUCAGUAUAGUUAUGUGAUUCAUUUGAAAUACAGUUAGGUACAUUUGUCCUAGUCUGCAUUCCAUUUUUCUCCCAUAUACUGGUUGACCUUUUAAAAGAUAUAUACAGAUAAGUGGACACAGAAAUAAACAUAGAUGUGUGUAUGCAUGACUUAGUGUGUGUAUGUGUUAUAUAUAUGUGACUCCUAGCUCAGUCUGCUGAGAGGGGCUAGAAGCAGUGACAUCCAUUUGUAAUGAACACAGCGAGAGUUCAGAUCUUGGUUUCUAAGAGUCAUUCUCUAGGGCUGCCUUGUGGUGCUGGAAAGGAGGGAGGGGUAACAACAACAGCAGCAGCAGCAGCAAAAUGAUGGGCACGUCAAAUGUUGAAAGAAUCAGGAGCUGAUGUGAAGGAGCUCCCACUGGAACAACUUGAGCAGCAAAACAAAUAGUAGUAGUUUUGGUUUUCAGAAGAAUUCCCAUUAAUGAAUGUAGAAGAAAUGAGGGAAGUAGAAAAUCACUUAUUAGGACACCCCAGUAGGAACUGCUGCCGACAGGAUCCAUCGAUGGAUGCCAGAAUCAGUAGGCAAAAGUUUAAGUAGAAACAAGAUAACUGCAUAAUCCUAAAAUAUUUCGUACUUACCAAGGGGGUAAUAGUAAGUCUACAGCGGAGAAACCUGGCAGAUACCACCCAAGUAAUGAAGGUUAACAUCGCAAGCAGUGCUUAUAGUCAGCACAGAUUUCCUCAUAGGAUGCACUGAAAAGGACACAUGGCUUCUAUGGUUUUCUUCUCAAUAAUGUAUAACCUCAAUCUUAUCAUGAGAAAGCAUCAGGUAAACCCAAAUUGAGGGACAUUCUACAGAAUAACUGACCU